Molecule: messenger RNA, 2261 nt
Organism: Diuraphis noxia (Russian wheat aphid)
Lineage: Eukaryota; Metazoa; Arthropoda; Insecta; Hemiptera; Aphididae
Source: RefSeq, a predicted model, not a curated record
UAUUGUGAUUUGUGAUAUUACUAUCAGACACCGGUGGCGGUAAAUAUAAAAGAUUAAAGAUUAAAGAAUAAAGAUUUGACUGUCUAUUUGAGAAAACGCCGCAAAAAAAAAAAAAUUACAAUUACUUUAAUUUUAUAAUUUUAUUGUUAUUAAAUAAUUUUAAUUUGUAAAUGUGGGCUUGACUUAUCUUAAGAGUAUUUAAUACUUUUUAAUUAUUAUAAUCUCCAACUGUUAUAGUGCCAAAGUGUUGUGUCAAAAAUUGUGGAUAUCGCAAUGUAUCCUUAUUUAGCGUACCUAAAAAUUUAAAAAAUAAAUAGAAAAUAACUUUAAAUAUGAAUUUAAACCACAAUUCAAGCAUAUGUGCUACUCACUUUAAUCCAGACRAUAUGUUCUGAUUGUGUCAAAACACAAGUCCAAACGUUUUUUGUAUUUUUUUGUUAUCUGCUGUUAUUUGUUUUGGUAUUGUAUACAUUAUUUACCAAUAAUGUCUUUACUUGUUAAAAAUGCCGCUGGUAGUAGAUGCUCGUUGGCGUAUUGUACCAGCCUUUGGUCAAACAACAAUGAUGAAAUAAAAAUAUCAUUUUUUAAAUUUCCAAAAGACCAUUCAAGGUGUGCUUCUUGGGUUGAAAAAUGCGAAGCUCAAUACUUACCGACUGCAGAUCUUGAUGUUCUUAACAAAACGUACAAGUGGUGCUCCUUGCAUUUUGAAACAAACAUGUUUCAAAAUACUUUAAAAAAUAGACUCACUAAGACUGAUAUCCCGACAUUAUUUGCCAAAAAACCAGCAGAAUAUCAAGAUAAUUCUUUUGUCGGCUGCAAAAAUUUUGAAAUUUCAAAUCUGUCGAGCGAGGGUAGUUUAAUGGCUGAUAACAUUUUCUCAGUUGAUGACCACCCAUCAUGUUCAACACUUGUCUCGUCUUCUUCACGGUCUAUUAUUGGUGGAGGUGUAUCUGUGUCCACUUCUACAGAGAUAUGUGAAGCAACAACAGGUUUGCAAACUCCCAAACACUUGUCAUUGAAAACCCCAAGAAAAGAGGCUCUAAGAAAAAAACUUGCCAAAGCUCAUACCAAUAUCAAGAAAUUGGAAUAUGAUGUUAUUUGUCUUUCAGUAUGUUUGGAGCAGUCAGACACCAUUGAAAAUGUACUCCAAUUAGUUGAAAAGUAUAUUUCACCUUCAUUAUUUAUUGUGGUAAAAAAUAAUGUCCUUAAUAAAGACAAAAACCCAAAGGGGAGGUGUUUUUCAAAUGAAAUUAAACAAUUUGCACUUAUAAUCUAUUUUCUGGGUCCUAGUGUCUUUCAUUUGCUUCAAAGAAAUUUUUGUCUUCCUACUAUUAGAACUCUCAGAAAAAUUACUUCUAAAUAUGAAUUUCAAUCUGGCCUUAAUGAUUUUAUGUUUAAUUUUCUAUCUUUCAAAACUAAAACUUUUUCUUCUGAUGCGUUAAACUGCAUUCUCUGCGCRGACGAAAUGUCACUUAAAACAAACUUAUUUUAUAACUUAUCUAAAGAUCAAAUAAUUGGUUUUAAUCAUUCAAAGUCAAGUAAAACAUAUGAUCCUGCCAAACAUGUCCUUGUUCUUAUGAUUAGAGGUAUUAAUCAUAAUUGGAAACAGCCACUUGCAUAUUAUUUAAUUUCUAAUAGUUGUACAGGUAGUGAUUUAAAUAAUAUAAUUGUUUCUACUAUUCGAAAACUUAAGAAUAUUAAUAUUAAUGUUAAAGCUUUUGUUACCGACCAAGGUUCUAACUUCGUAAAUUUUUCCAAAAUCAAUGGUGUUACUCCUGAAGAGCCAUAUUUUGAAAUUGACAAUGACAAAAUCAUAUAUAUCUUUGACCCACCUCAUUUGUUGAAAUCGACUCGAAAUAUGUUUUUCAAACACAAUUUGAUUGUUAAUAAUGAUGUAAUAGAAAAAAAACAUGUUGAUACUUUUUAUAAUAAUGUGCGAAUGGCUCCUAAAUUAACUUAUUCACAUAUUCAUCCAAGUCCUUUUGAAAGAAUGAAGGUUAGAUUAGCGGCUYAUGUAUUUAGUCAUAGUGUAKCCRCAGGAAUGUCUGCAGCAUUGAAUCAGGGUAUUCUACCAAAAACCUCUAAAUAUACAAUCAAUUUUAUUAAUUUUAUGGAUAGAUUAUUUGAUAUUUUUAAUUCAUCUGAUACACCAAAUAGCAAAAUAUAUAAUACUCCUUUCACAAAUGAUAGACAUCAGUUAGAUCAUUUAAAUAAAAUGGUUGAAAUGUUUAAAACAUGAAAGUAAUUAAUAAGUAUGAUGG